Messenger RNA from Amaranthus tricolor (Joseph's coat), 1869 nucleotides. Its product is annotated as transcription factor bHLH91-like. Gene Ontology annotation, molecular function: protein dimerization activity. NCBI's taxonomy places the organism in Eukaryota, Viridiplantae, Streptophyta, Magnoliopsida, Caryophyllales, Amaranthaceae. The coding region runs from base 278 to 1747 and encodes 489 amino acids. The transcript has 5 exons. The record is from RefSeq and is a predicted model, not a curated record. Gene Ontology annotation, biological process: anther wall tapetum development; regulation of DNA-templated transcription.
CUUUACUCAUAUUCCCUCUUCCUAACACCAAGACAAAACCCUCUUCCAUUCUCUCUAUUUUCUUUCUUUUAUAUAUUACUCCCAAAGUUGUAUCCUCCAUUAACUCUCAUCAUUUCUACAUCCAUUCAUCAAUUUUGCACAUUUGGAACAACCCAUAAAAGGUGGAAUAUUGCAAAUGGAAAGAGCAUUAGAGAAUGAAGGGAGUAUAUUGUUGACAAUUUCCAAAAUUACAAAGUUGAUUUAUACAUAGACAAAGGCCCACAAAAGAAGAGAAAAAAUGUAUGAAAAUCAGACAGAAGAAGAUGUUUGUUUUGAUCCCAACAACAUUCCUGAACAACCUGAAGCACCUCCAAUUUCUACUGUUAAUGGAAAUGGUCCUUCAAAUCAUAAUAAUGGGUUUUCUUCCCAUGAUACAAACCCACAAAGUCACAUGAAUAACCACCAUUACCAACAACCUCAAGAAUCUGAUGCCUCAGUUGAAUUUCAAAACCCUAAUAAUUUGAUCAAUACAAAUUCAUGGGUUAAUCCUACAAAUUUGAACCAUAUGACCCAAAAUCAAGAUAUGGGUUAUACCCAUUUUGAUGAAAAUUUGCAACCCACAACAGAUCUUCUAACACUUCUUCAUCUACCAAGAUGUUCAUUUGCAUCUUCAUCUCUUCCACAAACUCAAUCUCUUUCUUUUGAGAAGCCAUCUUCUUCGCCGCCGCCGGGUUCUGCACUUGGCUUUCUAGGAGAGCUUAACCCGGGUAUGAUGGUGGAUAAUCCAUCUGAAAAUGGAUCAUCAACCAUAUUUUAUGACCCAACAAAUGUAGCUGGUUUAUCGUAUGACCCUUUGUUUCAUCUUAACUUGCCACCUCAACCUUCCCCUUCUUUAAGGGACCUUAUGUUUGUUCCUCAUGGGUAUAGGAAUGGAAGAGGAAAUGAUGGGAAUGGAAAUGGGAGUGGGAAUGGGAAUGGAAAUUCUUUGUUUGGUGGGUUGGAUGAAGGGAAUACUAUGAAUGGAAUUGGUGGAAUUUAUCAAGAUAAUGGUGAUCAUCUUAUUCAUGGUAAUGGAGUUUUUGAGUUUAGUAAAAGUGAUGGUAAAGUGGGUAAAUGCCCUAAAACUUAUGUCACUGAAAGACAAAGAAGACAAAAUUUUAGUGACAAAUAUGAACUUCUUAGGAGCCUUGUUCCCAAUCAAACCAAGGGGGAUAGAGCUUCAAUAGUGUGGGAUGCAAUAAACCACAUAAAUGAGCUGAAAAGAACAGUAGGAGAACUAAAACUCUUAGUUGAGAAAAAAAGGAUGUCAAAGGAAAGAAUCAAAAGGCACAAGACUGAUCAUCAAGACACCCCUAGUGGUGGUGGGGACCAGCCCGGGAACGGCGCCGAUACAAUGGUAAAACCCGACCCGGAUGAGGAGUUUAACGGGUCAACAGCUAUCCAACUAAGAAGUUCAUGGAUUCAAAGGAAGUGCAAGGAUACAGAAGUAGAUGUUAGAAUUGUGGAUGAUGAUGUUACUAUUAAGCUUGUGCAGCGUAAAAAGAUCAAUUGUUUGCUUUCUGUGUCAAGAACUCUUGAUGAUCUUCAGUUGGAUUUGCGCCAUGUUGCUGGAGGCCAUGUUGGGGACUAUUACAGCUACCUCUUUAAUUCUAAGAUAUGUGAAGGAUCAUCAGUUUAUGCAAGUGCGAUUGCGAAUAAGCUGAUUGAAAUUGUGGAGAAACAGUAUGCUGCUGCUUCUGUUGCUGUUGCACCCACUACUAGUUUUUAGCUGAUUAGUGAUUAAUUAGUGAUUAAUUAGUGAUUAUGAACAAUUAAUAUAAUUGCGGAUACUAACUAACUUUCUUGACAUAAUUAUCUCAGCAACAGAUUUAGUUUGGUUUAUAUUAGCAU